AAAAAAUCAAGACUUUGCGAAAUUUCCAUUUUACUCUGGAAUCUUGAGAGGGUCGAAGACAGAGUUAACUAGUGAGAUUCAACAUUGUUGGUGGUGGUACCAUGGGUGGGGUUAUGCAGAAGUUCCUAGUUGCAUCAAUGUUCAUGUGGAUUCUUCCUGUUGCCAUAUUAUACGGAUUCAACAAUGAUUUGCUUCCUGGUUCAACGACAUUGUCUCCACAUUCUCUAACACUACUGAGUGGAUUUCUUGCUGUGGUAUCAGUCAAUGUAGUGAUUGUCUUCUACAUCUGCCUGGCCCUGAAAGAACCUACAGAUAAACACAAGCCAGACGCAUCGUUUGUCGCAGAUGCCAAAGAUAGUGUGAAGAAAUUGACAUCAGGAGUCCCAAGUACUGACCCGGCACUCAAGAAACAAGAGUAAGAGCUAAGCAAAUCCCAUUUUCUUGAAGACAAGGAACAGUGCCAAGAUUGCAUCAAAUGGAGCAGAGCUCAAGUUCGUGCAAUGUAUUGUUAUAAUUGUAGAAAUUCUUGCCUGGUAGACCAUCCUCUGUUGGGACAUUUGAGGGGUUUGGUGUUGUUUGAGCAACGGAAAGAACGAUGUUCAUGUUGAACAGAGACAAGAGCUAAUGUUUUAAGGAUAAAACUCCCAAAACCAAAUGUAUGUUUGGUGCUGCUCCUUCAUUUCAAGGACGCUAAG
Brassica oleracea var. oleracea is the source of this 695-nucleotide messenger RNA. RefSeq lists its product as uncharacterized. Gene Ontology annotation, biological process: vacuolar proton-transporting V-type ATPase complex assembly. The transcript is spliced from 3 exons. Bases 102 to 419 code for a protein of 105 amino acids. NCBI's taxonomy places the organism in Eukaryota, Viridiplantae, Streptophyta, Magnoliopsida, Brassicales, Brassicaceae. Gene Ontology annotation, cellular component: endoplasmic reticulum membrane. The record is from RefSeq and is a predicted model, not a curated record.